CCAUUUGAAUGCACGAAUUGGAUCAGUGCAAAACAAGGAAACCGAGAAACAAAUUUAAUUUUCGAUGGAUUAUUCCUUGGUGAUGAACUGCAUACCAUCCCCGCUGGAAUGGAAGAUAUAUUCUGCCCAACAAGCUUACUAAAUUACCUGAAACUAGAGAAAAAUUCAGAUCAUGUGAUAGUUUCCACUCGAUUACAUUGUGACAAACCCACGCUCACUUUCGCCCUUUUUGACCAACCCCAUAUUCUGCCCCAGGCUUCUCUAGGUUGUAAAACUUACGCCAUUGUUAGUUUCUUCCUUGUAAUGCUAACGGAUCACAUUACGUCACUGGUCUGUGGAUCCCAUUCAACCCAACUAACUUUAAAGUAUGAC
Messenger RNA from Opisthorchis viverrini, 372 nucleotides. RefSeq lists its product as hypothetical. NCBI's taxonomy places the organism in Eukaryota, Metazoa, Platyhelminthes, Trematoda, Opisthorchiida, Opisthorchiidae. Gene Ontology annotation, molecular function: protein binding. The transcript is spliced from 2 exons. The annotation marks the transcript as partial. The record is from RefSeq and is a predicted model, not a curated record.